AUGGGUACAUCAGAUAUAACACACCAAGCUAUCUGGGAAGUGAGCACAGCUAAGACUGGUACCAGUGUUAAGAAUCUAAUUGAUACACGGUUGGAUACCUUUUGGCAAUCCAAUUCUGGGGUACCGCAUUUCAUCACCGGUUAUUUCAACUAUCGAAGAAACAUCUGUGCUGUUGAGCUGUACGUGCACUACGGCAUCGAUGAUACCUACACCCCGAAAAUCGUCGUAGUUAGGGUCGGUGACCAUGUCGACUGUUUAGAGACUGUAGGUGAGUUCACCUUGAGCGCCCCCAUCGGAUGGGUCAAGCUACGUUUGGAGCCGAUGUAUUAUUUGUCGAAGGUCAUUCAACAACUCCCAGAUACACCCGAGGCAGCUCUAGCCUCCACGUUAAUGAGAGAGUCUUCAAGACAAGGUUUUUCGUGCUCAAUUAUACAAAUCGGUAUACUAGCCAACUUCCAGAAUGGACAGGACAGUCAUGUUCGUCAGGUCAAAGUGUUGGAACAAUGUUGA
Gregarina niphandrodes is the source of this 510-nucleotide messenger RNA. Its product is annotated as anaphase-promoting complex subunit 10. The transcript is spliced from 2 exons. NCBI's taxonomy places the organism in Eukaryota, Apicomplexa, Conoidasida, Eugregarinorida, Gregarinidae. Bases 1 to 510 code for a protein of 169 amino acids. Gene Ontology annotation, biological process: anaphase-promoting complex-dependent catabolic process; protein K11-linked ubiquitination. The record is from RefSeq and is a predicted model, not a curated record. Gene Ontology annotation, cellular component: anaphase-promoting complex.